AGAAGGACGUCCACAAGUCAGCUACAAGGAAGCUGUUAGUGGCGGUGUGAGGGUCCAGUAGAUGUUUUGUUGUAGAAGAAACAGUUUCAUGUGGAUUUAUUCAAGUCGCUGAAAAGGUUGGAAAAAAUAAAAAUAAAUUCAAAAUGAGCUCCGCGGUUUUCACGUAUGAGAGUUUGGUUCACGCUGUGUCAGGAGCAAUGGGAAGUGUGACUGCCAUGACAGUAUUCUUCCCUCUUGAUACAGCAAGACUAAGGCUUCAAGUGGAUGAAAAUAGGAAGGCCAAAUCAACCCCAGCCAUUCUGGCAGAAAUCGUCAAAGAGGAAGGACUACAGGCUUUGUACAGAGGUUGGUUCCCAGUCAUCUGCAGCCUGUGCUGCUCCAACUUUGUUUACUUCUACUGCUUCCACGGCCUCAAGGCUAACUGGCUGAAGGGAAGACAGUCAACAAGCAGCAGUGACUUAAUCAUUGGCAUUGCUGCAGGUAUUGUAAAUGUACUAGUUACUACUCCUUUGUGGGUUGUCAACACCAGGCUGAAGCUUCAAGGUUCCAACUUUCGCAAUGCAGACAUACGGCCGACCAACUACUCUGGCAUUCUGGAUGCAUUUAUGCAGAUUAUCCGUGGUGAGGGUGUGGGUGCACUGUGGAACGGGACCUUCCCAUCCCUGCUGCUGGUGCUGAACCCUGCCAUCCAGUUUAUGAUUUAUGAAGGACUGAAGAGGCAGCUCAGGGGAGGAGUUCCCAGGGAGCUGUCAUUUGUAGAGGCCUUCAUGAUCGGUGCUGUUGCCAAAAUGGUUGCCACUGUUGUUACGUACCCACUGCAGACUAUACAGUCCAUUCUUAGGUUUGGUCAGUUCAACGAGUCAACGGACAAGUCAAAACUACUGUCUAGUCUAAGGACUAUCAAGUGUCUAUUGGUCAAUAGAGUCAGGAAGAAUGGCAUAUUGGGUCUGUUCAAAGGCCUGGAGGCCAAGCUGCUGCAGACGGUGCUGACUGCUGCCCUCAUGUUCCUUCUGUAUGAGAAGAUUGCCAGCUGCACCUUCAGAAUCAUGGGACUGAACAAAAUCCACUACAAGAAACGCUAGCAAGCAAAACACUCUACAAACAUGGACGCUUGACCACAUUAAAGCACUAACUGACUGUAUUAUUCACUGCUUACAGCUCCAAUGAUGAGGACUUCCUGGGAAUGUGUCACUUUCUUGAAAACAGUGGACAUCUUUAUUGGUGACCACAUCCUGCAAAUACUACAAAAGUAGUACUGAAUGUGCUACUUUGUCCUUCUGUUGUGUUGGAAAUCAUAAUGAGUACAACAGCUCCAAAAUAAACAUAAACUUUAGUGGACUUAAAUCUCCCAAAACCACUGAAGUCACCUUAA
Larimichthys crocea (large yellow croaker) is the source of this 1372-nucleotide messenger RNA. RefSeq names its product solute carrier family 25 member 17 (gene slc25a17). The record is from RefSeq and is a predicted model, not a curated record. Gene Ontology annotation, molecular function: ATP transmembrane transporter activity; NAD transmembrane transporter activity; coenzyme A transmembrane transporter activity. The transcript has 9 exons. Gene Ontology annotation, cellular component: peroxisomal membrane. Lineage: Eukaryota; Metazoa; Chordata; Actinopteri; Sciaenidae. The coding region runs from base 144 to 1082 and encodes 312 amino acids. Gene Ontology annotation, biological process: transport.